AUGGCUUCUCAUCUUUCGAUAAGAUCUCUUCUGGGGAGCUCAAGAUAUUUGGCUAGAAAUAAAGCUUUGAAAUUCACAGAUUUGAAGUCAAUAAAAUUAAGAGAGCCUAUCGUUCCAACUCACAAGAAUUUUGAUGUUUCUCCAGAUCACCCAUUGUGGGCGUUUUUCCCAGACGGAAACAAGUCAGAGACUUGUUUCCGUGAAACUGUCGAUUUGGACAUCCAAUCACGUCCAUGGGGUUUACCAGAAUUACGUCGUAAGUCCUUCGAAGAUUUACACAAAUUAUGGUAUUUGAUCCUCAAGGAACGUAACAUCUUAGCCAGAGAGGUUAGAUUGGCUGAUUCUUUUAACGAAAGAUCAACACAUGCUCAUAAUGAUCUUGAUGAUAAAUUAACAUUAACACAAAAAAGAAUUAAACAAGCUUUAAUAGAGAGACAAGUUGCAUACGAAAGAGUUCAGACCUUCACUGACAACCAAAAGGAAUAUUUAUCAGACUUUGAGGAAAGCUAUAUCAAUGCGGAUUCUUCUGAGAUUGUUUCAUUUAAUGAAAAAUUGGUCAGAUUGCAGUACGCAUUUUUCGGGAUUCAACCGCAAUUAGAGGACUACAAUUUGGAAGAAGAUAUCAAUGUAAAAUUCGUUGAAGGAUUGUCAUAUGUUGCCAAUUUGAAGUUGAAGAGAUAUUUGAGCCAAAACCCUCAAAGCACCGAAGAGUUCCAAACUCCAUUAAAUGGUGUUGUUGAAGAAUUGCCAUUUUUGUUGCGUGACACUGAAGAAGCCAUUGAAGAAGUCCAAGAAUUGAGAAAUAGCGGUGCUAAUGUAGUCUUACAUAAGAUUGAAGUAUUCCCAUUCUUAAGAAAUGCACUUGGUAAAACAAUUCAAGAAGCUUAUGCUAGCGAUGAGCAAUUGUGA
Molecule: messenger RNA, 909 nt
Organism: Debaryomyces hansenii CBS767
Lineage: Eukaryota; Fungi; Ascomycota; Pichiomycetes; Serinales; Debaryomycetaceae
Product: mitochondrial 54S ribosomal protein uL29m
Exons: 1
Coding region: 1-909 (302 amino acids)
Biological process (GO): mitochondrial translation
Cellular component (GO): mitochondrial large ribosomal subunit; mitochondrial ribosome
Molecular function (GO): structural constituent of ribosome
Source: RefSeq, a predicted model, not a curated record